Molecule: messenger RNA, 3441 nt
Organism: Diatraea saccharalis (sugarcane borer)
Lineage: Eukaryota; Metazoa; Arthropoda; Insecta; Lepidoptera; Crambidae
Source: the annotation of a GenBank genome assembly
AUGGCUUCGUCCGAGGAAGAGGCGACUACCGCGUCGAUCCCUGAAGAUGACUGCCUCAGGGUCCGAAAAUGGUGGUGCUUCCUCUUGUCGUCGAUCUUCACUUUCCUCGCGGGCUUGCUGGUGGUGCUGGUAUGGCGCGCGUGCGCGUUCGUCUGUUGCCGCAAGGAGCCCGAGCUCGCGCCCAACGACCCCAAGCAGAAGGAGCAGAAGGCGGCGCGGCAGGGCAAACAGGAGUUCGAGGGAACCUUCAUGACCGAGGCCAAGGACUGGGCCGGCGAGCUCAUCUCCGGCCAGACCACCACCGGACGAAUACUGGUAGUGUUGGUGUUCAUCCUGAGUAUAGCAUCGCUGAUCAUCUACUUCAUUGACGCGUCCAGUGAAGAGGUGGAGCGAUGUCAGAAAUGGAGUGACAAUAUUACUCAGCAGAUCGACCUUGCCUUUAACAUAUUUUUUAUGGUCUACUUUUUUAUACGAUUUAUAGCAGCUAGUGACAAACUAUGGUUCAUGCUCGAGAUGUAUUCAUUUGUAGAUUAUUUUACGAUACCCCCAUCCUUUGUAUCGAUAUACCUGGAUAGAACGUGGAUAGGGCUAAGAUUUCUCAGAGCUCUACGCUUAAUGACCGUGCCUGAUAUUUUGCAGUACCUCAAUAUAUUAAAGACAUCAAGCUCAAUUCGGUUGGCGCAAUUAGUUUCUAUAUUUAUAUCAGUGUGGUUGACUGCUGCCGGCAUUAUUCAUUUGCUGGAAAACUCUGGCGACCCGCUAGAAUUUGAAAAUGCGCAGAAGCUUUCAUAUUGGACAUGUGUGUACUUUUUGAUAGUCACCAUGUCCACAGUAGGUUAUGGUGAUGUGUUCUGUCACACUGUGCUAGGCAGAACGUUUUUGGUUUUUUUCCUCCUCGUCGGCUUGGCAAUGUUCGCUAGUAGCAUUCCCGAAAUUAUAGAGCUGGUAGGAAGUAGGUCCAAGUACAGUGGCGAGCUGAAGCGUGAACAUGGAAAAAGGCAUAUAGUAGUAUGUGGACAUAUAACAUACGAAUCAGUGAGCCAUUUUUUAAAAGACUUCCUACAUGAAGACAGAGAAGAUGUGGACGUUGAGGUUGUUUUUUUACACAGGAAACCGCCCGACUUGGAGCUCGAAGGCCUGUUCAAGAGACACUUUACCACUGUGGAAUUCUUUCAAGGCACCAUUAUGAACCCAAUCGACCUACAGAGGGUAAAAGUGCACGAAGCGGACGCUUGUCUGGUGCUAGCCAACAAAUAUUGCCAGGAUCCAGAUGCAGAAGACGCAGCUAACAUCAUGAGGGUCAUUUCCAUCAAAAACUACUCGGACGACAUAAGAGUCAUCAUUCAGCUCAUGCAAUACCACAAUAAGGCCUACCUUCUCAACAUUCCGUCGUGGGACUGGAAGCAGGGUGACGAUGUUAUUUGCUUGGCAGAAUUGAAACUAGGCUUCAUCGCACAGAGCUGUCUCGCCCCUGGCUUCUCCACAAUGAUGGCUAAUCUCUUCGCUAUGAGGAGUUUCAAGACGUCCCAAGACAUGGCUAUAUGGACUAAUGACUACAUGCGCGGCACCGGAAUGGAGAUGUACACCGAGACAUUGAGCGUGACGUUUGUCGGGAUGCCGUUCAGUGUCGCCGCAGAGUUGUGUUUCACGAAGUUGAAGCUGCUACUACUGGCCAUUGAAAUUAAGGGAGAGGAGGGAGCAGACAGCAAGAUCUCCAUCAACCCUAGGAACGCGAAGAUCCACGCCAAUACACAAGGAUUCUUUAUAGCGCAAUCUGCAGACGAGGUCAAAAGAGCUUGGUACUACUGCAAAGCCUGUCACGAAGAUAUCAAGGAUGAAACACUGAUCAAGAAAUGCAAAUGCAAAAAUUUUGCUACAUUCAGGAAAGGCGUACGAGCCGUCCAGAUGGUUGGCCGGGCAAAUGACCACCAUCCUCCCCCCACCUUCACGCCGCCAGAGUUGCCCAAGAAGGUCCAUGUUCGAGGUGAAAUUGCGAGGGAAAGAGGAGAAGACACUAGUUUGAUAAACCGAAACCACCGGAGUGCGGCGCCGACAGCUCUCUUAUCUCCGAUGGCCAACCAGCUCAUAAACAACACAACAAGGCAGGUCAACAAGGUCAAACCUAACGUGAACAGGGCACCACCAGACACGCCCACGAGUAGAAGUAGUGGGGAGAAGAACAGCAAUGGGGUGAGUCUGCCAGCGGGCCUGGCGGACGACCAGUCGAAAGACUUCGACUUUGAAAAGACUGAAAUGAAAUAUGAUUCAACUGGCAUGUUCCAUUGGAGCCCCGCCAGAAAUCUAGAAGAUUGUAUAUUAGACAGAAACCAAGCGGCAAUGACGGUUCUAAACGGUCACGUUGUGGUUUGUCUGUUCGCGGACCCCGACUCGCCUUUAAUAGGGCUUCGGAAUCUUGUGAUGCCGCUUCGAGCAUCGAACUUCCACUACCACGAACUCAAGCACGUGGUCAUCGUGGGCAGCGUCGAAUACAUCAGGAGGGAGUGGAAGAUGCUUCAGAAUCUUCCCAAAAUAUCUGUGUUGAAUGGUUCACCGCUAAGCCGGGCCGACUUGCGUGCAGUGAAUGUUAAUCUAUGCGACAUGUGCUGUAUCCUGUCAGCGAAGGUUCCAUCGAACGAUGACCCCACGCUGGCUGACAAGGAAGCUAUCCUGGCUUCGUUGAACAUCAAGGCGAUGACAUUCGACGACACGAUAGGCGUGCUAAGUGCGGGUGUAGGGACUAAUGGAAGUACUAAUGCGCCGCCGCCGCCGGGACAAGCGCCCGCGCCGGUCUUGUUGCAGAGGAGGGGAUCCGUGUAUGGUGCCAAUGUGCCUAUGAUUACCGAGCUGGUGAACGACAGCAACGUACAGUUUCUGGACCAGGAUGACGACGACGACCCUGACACAGAACUGUACCUCACUCAGCCGUUCGCAUGCGGCACGGCCUUCGCUGUCAGCGUGCUCGACUCUCUUAUGUCCACCACGUAUUUCAACCAAAAUGCCUUAACGCUGAUCCGGUCGCUGAUCACGGGCGGCGCCACUCCAGAGCUGGAGUUAAUCCUCGCCGAGGGAGCUGGACUCCGAGGAGGGUACUCUACGCCUGAGAGUUUAGCUAAUAGAGACCGGUGUAGAGUCGGGCAGAUAUCUCUGUACGACGGUCCGCUCGCUCAGUUCGGCGAGGCAGGCAAGUACGGGGACCUGUUUGUGGCGGCACUCCGCUCGUACGGCAUGCUCUGCAUCGGGCUCUACCGCUUCCGGGACACCUCGUCCUCCUGCGACGCCAGCAGCAAGCGAUACGUCAUCACCAACCCGCCGGAUGACUUCAGCUUGCUGCCCACCGAUCAGGUGUUCGUGCUGAUGCAGUUCGACCCGGGCGUGGAGUACCGGUCGAGCGGUCGGCGCGCGGGCUCCGCCGCCGGCAGCGGCAAGGACGACGCCUCCUGA